Quercus robur (English oak) is the source of this 2145-nucleotide messenger RNA. RefSeq lists its product as uncharacterized. The transcript has 10 exons. Gene Ontology annotation, cellular component: nucleus. Bases 436 to 1839 code for a protein of 467 amino acids. The record is from RefSeq and is a predicted model, not a curated record. NCBI's taxonomy places the organism in Eukaryota, Viridiplantae, Streptophyta, Magnoliopsida, Fagales, Fagaceae.
CUCUCCCAAACUCAAAACUCCCAACCAAGGGAAGGGUUUAAGAGAAAAAUAAAUUAAAAAAAAAGAAAAAGGAGGAGAGAGAAGCUGCAUGGUUCGUCAACUCAGUGAAGAGACGGAAAUGGCGGAAGAUAGCGACGCUCAUGACCAACUGCCGCUCGAUAUCGAGUCUCAGAUUACAACCGCUAUGCAAUCACGCGUCUCUCACUUCAAACAACAAUCCGAGCUUUGUAGUUCAGGUGGUCAUGGAGGCUUAUUCUGGGUGCUGCACAAUUAACUCAUAUUUCUUUGACAUUUGAGGGGGUACGAAGAUUGUUGGAGAAGGACUUGGGCUUGGAGACAUAUGAUUUGGAUGUGCAUAAGAGAUUUAUCAAGCAAUGUUUGGUGAAGUGCUUAGAUGGUGCUGAUGAUGAUAAUGACUCAAAGACUUCUGGGGAGAUGGGGGAAAAAGGUGUUACUAGAGGAGCACCGGUGUUACUAAAGAAAGAUGUGAAGGACUCUGAAGAUGAGGAGAAAAUGGGAGACUCGCCAGUUAUGGGCCUUCUGACAGAACAUAAAACAGCCAAAUCUGAAAGUGAGAAAACUAAUGACAGCAAAAAUAAAGAAGUUCUAAGCAAGAUUAUGAUAAAGAAAGCUAUUAGAAAAAGAGCUGCUUAUGUCAAAGCUAAUUCUGAGAAAAUUACAAUGGCUGGACUUCGUCGACUUUUGGAGGAAGAUCUUAAACUUGUGAAAUAUAGGCUUGACACCUAUAAGGAGUUUAUAAGUCAGCAAUUAGAUGAGGCAUUAGAAUCUCAUGAAGUUUCUGGAAAAAAACCAGCAACUAAUGCCACGAAAAAUGUUAAGAAAAAUUCCUAUAGUAAAGCAUCCAAAAGGGUCAGCAGCAAAGAGAAUUCUGAUUCCUCAGAUAGUGAGGGUGAUGAGGAAGAAGAGGAAGAGGAAGAGGAAGAAGUGAAACCUAGAAAGAAAAAUGUUCCAAAAGGAAAGACGGAAAACUCUGAUGCUAAAAAACGGAAAAGACCUGCAAAGGAGAGCAACAUAUCUAGCAAGAAGCAGAGGAAGGGUGUGAAAACAAUAUCAGAGGAAAACAGUGAUGCAGAAGAUGGUGGAGAUGCCUCUGAAGAUGGCCACUCUGAACCAUCUGUUGAGAAACCUGUGAAGAAGAAAGAAGUUUCAACCCCCGCAUAUGGGAAACGUGUGGAGCAUUUGAAAUCAGUUAUCAAAUCUUGUGGAAUGAGCGUUCCACCAUCAAUUUACAAGAAAGUAAAGCAGGUGCCUGAGAAUGAACGUGAGGCCCAACUGAUAAAGGAGUUAGAGCAAAUACUAUCUAGAGAAGGAUUAUCUGCAAAUCCUUCAGAAAAAGAAAUCAAAGAAGUGAGAAAGAGCAAGGAAAGAGCAAAAGAACUUGAGGGCAUUGACAUGAGUAAUAUUGUACAAAGUUCACGUAGAAGAUCCACAACUAGUUUUAUACCUCCUCCAAGGAUAGCUCCUCCAAAGAUAGCUUCUCCAAAGAUAGCUCCUCGAAAGCCCAAAAUACUAGUUGAAAGUGAUGGUGAUGACGUGAAAGAUGCUGACGAAGAGAAGGUAGAAGAUACUGACAAAGAGAAUGUAGAAGAUGCUGACAAAGAGAAGGUAGUAGAAGACGCUGACAAAGAAAAGAAAGUAGAAGAUGCUGACAAAGAGAAGGUAGUAGAAGAUGCUGACAAAGAGAAGGUAGAAGACAACAAGGAAGAAGAAGAGCAGGAAGAAGAAGAGGAAGAAGAAGAAGAAGAAGAAGAUGAUGACGACGACGACGAUGACAGUGAGAGUGAAGAGUUUAAUGAAGAUGAUGAUGACAGUGAUUAAGUUUUUAAUGAGCGAACUUGCAAGAUUCCUGACAGCCGACGGCUGAACAAUUAGAUUAUCAACAGUGUAAUUUACUCUUCUUUUUUUUCCCUAUAAUUUCAUUUGGGUGUGGCAAUGUUAGUCUUUAAUGGAGAAUUUGCAUUCAGCUUUGCCAAGUAGGAUUCUAUUACAGCUGUGUCAGUGACUCAUAAGGGGGUAUCCUUGGCCUGAGAAAGUAGUGUAGUUAUCUUAGUAGUUAUCUAUCCUAAGUUUUGUAUGUUGAUGUAUGUUAUAUUUAGAAUAAUAUGUGGCAAAAGCAUGUGGUGA